AUGCCAUGGGGCUGCGAGCCAUGGGCCGCGGGGAGGGGAAACUACCAGACGGAGUAUGGGAGUCAUCCCACCGAGAGACGACGUUACGCGCAACAUGCCUUGCACGUGCUGACGCGCAAUCCCGCGUCUCUCCAGGCGCAGGUGACGGUGUUGGAGGGUCGAUGUCGUCACUGCCAACGCGGCCAGCGGCAAACCUUGGUAUGUGGCCCAGUGCACAUAGACUUGAGGGAACCUGCUUCCCCCGGCUUGGUGGUGAAGGCCUUGGGCGACAUCACGGUGGACGUCCUGGCGCAAGCCAAGCGCAUGGAACUGGCCAUGACGGGGCAGAACUUCCUCACCACCGUGUGCCAGGUCUUGCCGGAUGGUGCUGAAAUACUCCCUCCUUCUGGCGCCAAGGAGGCGGUCUUCGAGACGCCCUUCGCAUCCCUGGACGCGCCCGUGAAUCUCAAGGAGGAACUACACACAUGGCUGCGUAAAGAGGUGGAGGACGAAUUGGAAUCCCUGCUGCUUCGCUAUGUUUGCUGCGCCACCAUGAUCUUAAUGCUCCUCUGUUGCGAGUGCUUCUAUCUCUUCACGGUCCCAUGGAUGCCACAGGACGAGACUGGAGGGGAAGAGUCGGAAGACGUUCAAAGCCAGAUGGCCCUGGCCCUGGCAAACUUGACCUCGGUCAGCAGCUUGGAGUUGCAAAUGACCAACAGCACCUGGAUGUUGAGCGCCUUGACUUUGGCCGUGCACAAGGCCUUGGGUCCUCCGGAAUCGCCGGACGGAACGGCGGCAUCGGAGUCUGCAGAGUCCGACGGAAGACAUGGCGGCUCCGGUGGAUUUCUUUGGUCCGUCGUGGUUCAUCCUCUGUGGGUCUUCACGUUGUGUUUGCUGAGACCAUUGAGCGGCCUGGAAUCGCUGGUGCUGCUGCCAAGGUCCAUGAUUUUAGCUUUUCUGACAUCGGUGCGCGAAUUGGUCCUGCGUCCCGGCGCAUUCUUACUAGGCAUCCUCUUCAGCAUGCUGCUCUUCUUGUUGCAGUCACUCUUUUCACCGCCGACCUUAUUUGCCUCCGCGGGCUCGGCCAAUCCCAUCCUGGGCGCAGCCUUCAUCGUGAUUUCCCUGGCAGCGAUCACCUCGCCCGUGCCUUUGACCCUGCUGGCACAUGAUCUAUGUGCAUUGGUCGCCAGCUUGGACCUUGUGAGGAGACUGCGGCGGGCUGCGGGGCACAAGGCGCUGGGUCGCCUUCUGGAUCGGCUGCAUCUGAGCCCCUUAGGCUCUGCGUCUCGGGGAAGCAAAGGACAGCGAAGCAAGAAGGACUAUAAACCUCCCCGAAGCGAGUCCGGACGUGGCGACAAACUGCAGGGCAAAGACGAGAAGGGCGGCGUGCCCUUCGUCCCCUCCUGCUUCGUGUGUUUGGACAAACCUUCCAGAUACAUUUUGGAGCCUUGUGGACAUCGUGUCGUUUGCGGAGACUGCGCAGUGCAACUGGUGGAUGCAGCAGCCCGCAGCCGGCCCACAGAGGAACGGGGCGGCGAUCGCGGAGGCAACUGCCCUUCUUGUGGCCAGUCAGUGAAUCGCGCCAUGAGAAUCUUCAUCUAG
Cladocopium goreaui is the source of this 1581-nucleotide messenger RNA. Lineage: Eukaryota; Dinophyceae; Suessiales; Symbiodiniaceae. The record is from the annotation of a GenBank genome assembly.